Molecule: messenger RNA, 1117 nt
Organism: Ciona intestinalis (vase tunicate)
Lineage: Eukaryota; Metazoa; Chordata; Ascidiacea; Phlebobranchia; Cionidae
Source: RefSeq, a predicted model, not a curated record
UUUUGUUUCCCGAAUCGUUGUCAAAACAACGGUACUUGUAUUCGAAAAACGAAUGAUUAUAAAUGCAAAUGCGAACCUGGUUAUGGAGGGAAAAAUUGUCGCAUAGACUUUUGUGCUAAGAACCCUUGUCAAAAUGGAGGAACGUGCAACAAGGUUAAAAUAAAUUCUACGUGUUCAUGUUUACCUGGAUUCAGUGGACGAAGUUGUGAAACAGAGAAAUUUCAAUACUUUGGAAACGGUUGUGCAAUCCAUAUUAAUAAAAUUCCUUCUCAAAUAAUGUCGUAUGAAGAGGCCAAGAUACAAUGCAACUCACUUCAAGCAGAACUUGCCAUCAUUAAGUCAAACCAAUCGAAUGUCAUCAUUAACCAAUACAACCAGCUGUGGAUGGAUUCCCAACCAUUAUGGUUGGGAGGUAGAGAGAGCAAUUCGUCGUGGAAAUGGUUAGAUGGUAGCAACGUUGAUGGUUUCAAUACAUCAACUAUGACUCACGAUGGUUGUUUAUCAACUGCUGUAAAUGGAAGUUGGUCUGCUGAGAAUUGCACCAGAAGAAUCGGAUAUACUUGCGAGAAACUUGUCAACGGGGGAGAUUUAUGUUCAUCCUCAAAAUGUAAAAACGGUGGUAAUUGCACGGCGAGCGGAUGUCAUUUCUACUGCAACUGUCCUCCUGGCUUUGCCGGUUUGAUUUGCGAAAUAUCACCACAUGUAGAAAACGGAGCAGGAUUAAACUUACUUGUUUACGCAAUACCGGGUGGAAUCAUCGUACUUCUCGCUAUUCUUCUGGUUCUGGGGUUAUUAUGUCACCGACGAAGAGUUUCGCCAAAGAACGCCAAGUCAAAUAACACUGAAUAUGCUGACGUGGCAGCACCGCCCGAAUACGCAGUAAUAAAAGACGCACACAGGGUUGUGGCGUAUGAAAAUGUCCACAUUAACCCACAAGUCGUUUUGUACGAAGAUAUGCGGUAAUUUUCAAAGCCGAAAAAUGGAACUCUGAAUCGCAUGCACUCGUUACCAUACAAAGUUUUAUACAUAGUGGGCUGGGGGAAGAUUGGACAUCCUUUUAUUCUUAUUUCGUCCCAUUUCAUAGUAAACAAAAACAUGGGAAAGAAUUAUAAACAUC